Molecule: messenger RNA, 5680 nt
Organism: Thamnophis elegans (Western terrestrial garter snake)
Lineage: Eukaryota; Metazoa; Chordata; Lepidosauria; Squamata; Natricidae
Gene: UGGT1
Product: UDP-glucose glycoprotein glucosyltransferase 1
Exons: 41
Coding region: 160-4764 (1534 amino acids)
Cellular component (GO): endoplasmic reticulum
Molecular function (GO): UDP-glucose:glycoprotein glucosyltransferase activity
Source: RefSeq, a predicted model, not a curated record
CAAUCAUUGCGAGGCAGAGGAGGGUGGUUUGUUGCAGCAGCGGAAGCCACGCUCCCGAGCGAGCCCCCAUCGGUGUCAGUGCAUGUCGUAGUGAUUCUGGUGUUUGGGACGUUUCCGGAGGGAUAUCACCGCUCCUUAACGCAGCAGUGUUUUUUUAAGAUGGGGACUGUAACUGCACUUAUUGGAAUUUGGAUGACCUUCUCCCUAGCUGAAGCACAUUCAAAAGCUGUUACAACAUCCUUAACUACUAAGUGGUUUUCCACACCUCUGUUACUUGAAGCAAGUGAAUUUUUAGCAGAAGAAGAUAACGAGAAAUUCUGGAAUUUUGUUGAGACUUGCCAAAACUUUCAGUCAUCUAAUCAUGAUGGUACUGAUUAUUCCUCUUACAAUGCAGUGCUGCAAGCUGCUUCCCAAAAUCUCUCACCUUUGCAGCAGAACUUGUUGAAGUUUGUUUUGUCUUUACGCUCCUAUUCAGCUACAGUUCAAGCGUUUCAACAGAUAGCCGCUGAUGAGCCUGCACCAGAACAAUGCAAUGCAUUCUUUGUUGUUCAUGGAGAGAAGACUUGUGAAGCCGACAGGCUUGGAACACUCAUACAGACUGCAUCCAAAAGGCCAAAACCUUUUAUGUUCAAAGGGGACCACAAGUACCCAGGAUCAAACUCUGAAAGUCCUAUUGUAAUCAUGUAUGCUGAGAUUGGCUCAAAGCAGUUCUCUGAAUUUCACAGACUUCUUGUAUCAAAAGCCAUUGCAGGAGAAAUCAACUACAUUCUUAGACAUUAUGUUGCUAAUCCAAAUAAGGAAAAAGUCUACCUGUCAGGCUACGGAGUAGAGUUGGCCAUUAAAAGCACAGAAUAUAAGGCUAAGGAUGAUACCCAGGUGAAAGGUACAGAUAUAAAUUCAACAGUAAUAGGUGACAGUGACCCAAUUGAUGAGGUGCAAGGAUUUCUGUUUGGAAAAUUAAGGCAAUCACAUCCCCAUUUGGAAGAAGAACUGAAAGAAUUAAGAAAGCAUCUUGUGGAAAGCACCAAUGAAAUGGCACCAUUAAAAGUGUGGCAGUUGCAAGAUUUAAGUUUCCAAACUGCUGCUCGUAUUCUGGCUGCUCCCACAAUGGAUGCUUUGACAGUCAUGAAAGAUCUGAGUCAAAAUUUUCCUACAAAGGCUAGGGCAAUAACAAAGACAGUUGUUCCUUCAGAACUGAGGUCAGAAAUUGAAGAGAACCAAAAGUACUUCAAAGGGACUUUAGGUUUACAGUUGGGAGAUUCGGCCCUAUUCAUCAAUGGACUGCAUAUAGAUCUAGAUACACAGGAUAUAUUUAGCUUAUUUGAUGUCCUGAGGAAUGAAGCUCGUGUUAUGGAAGGGCUGCAUAGUUUAGGAAUUGUUGGGCAUUCCAUGCACAAUGUGCUGAAGUUGAACAUCCAGCCUUCUGACUCUGACUAUGCUGUAGAUAUCAGAAACAGCGCAAUUUCAUGGAUCAAUAAUCUUGAAAUCGACAGCAAAUACAAUUCCUGGCCUUCCAGUGUCCAAGAACUGCUUCGUCCUACUUUCCCUGGUGUGAUCCGACAAAUAAGAAAAAACUUCCAUAAUUUUGUGCUUCUCCUAAAUCCAUCCCAUGAGAGUUCAGCAGAAUUGCUGGGUGUGGCUGAAAUGUUCCUGUCUAACCAUAUACCACUGAGGGUUGGCCUGGUCUUUGUAGUUGAUAAUUCUGAAGACGUUGAUGGUUUACAAGAUGCUGGAGUUGCUCUCCUUCGAGCAUAUAAUUAUGUGGCACAGGAAGUAGAUACGAAUUAUGCAUUUCAGACAAUUAUAUCUAUGUAUAAUAAAGUGAAUGCAGGAGAAAAAUUGAAGGUGGAACAUGUGAUUAGUGUUCUUGAAAAACAGUAUCCCUAUGUAGAAGUAAACAGCAUCUUAGGAAUUGAUUCUGCCUACGAUCAAAAUAGGAAGGAAGGAUAUACUUACUAUGAACAGACUGGGGUUGGUCCUCUACCCAUUGUACUUUUUAACGGAAUGCCACUUCAAAAAGAACAACUGGAUCCAGAUGAAUUAGAAACAGUAACUAUGCAUAAAAUCUUAGAAACCACUAGCUAUUUCCAAAGAGCUGUGUACCUGGGUGAAUUGUCCAAUGAUCAGGAUGUAGUUGAAUAUAUCAUGACCCAACCCAAUGUUGUUCCAAGAAUCAACUCUCGGAUAUUGAUGUCUGACAGAGAUUAUCUAGAUUUAACUGCAAAUAAUAAUUUCUACGUGGAUGAUUAUGCUAGAUUUAGUACCUUGGAUUCCAAGGACAAGACAGCUGCUAUAGCCAACAGCAUGACUUACCUAACCAAAAAAGGAAUGUCCUCCAAGGAAAUUUAUGAUGAUACUUUUGUCAGGCCAGUGACAUUUUGGAUUGUUGGAGAUUUUGAUAAACCAUCAGGAAGACAACUGUUAUAUGAUGCUAUCAAACACCAAAAAUCCAGUAAUUUUAUCCGGAUUGGUGUGAUUAACAAUCCCAGUGAAGAUCCAGCAGCUAAAAACACAAUCAUUGCCAGGGCAAUAUGGGCAGCCUUGCAGACACAGGGAUCAAACAAUGCCAAAAACUUUAUCACAAAAUUACUUAAAGAGGAAAAUGCGAAGAUGCUGGAGGCUGGAACAGAUAUCACCGAAUUUGCUGUUGGAGGUAUGGAAAUCAGUACAUUUAAAGCGGCCUUCGAAGCUCCUGAAGUGGGUUUUAUUCUUUCACAUGCUGUGUACUGCAGGGAUGUUCUUAAACUGAAGAAAGGACAGAAAGCGGUGAUUAGCAAUGGAAGGAUUAUUGGUCCAUUGGAAGCUGGGGAGCUUUUUAACCAGGAUGACUUCCACUUGCUAGAAAAUAUUAUUGUAAAGACAUCUGGGCAGAAAAUAAAAUCUCAUGUACAGCAGUUAGGAGUGGAAGAAGAUCUUGCAAGUGACCUUGUCAUGAAGGUGGAUGCUCUUCUGUCUGCACAACCAAAGGGAGAGGCAAGGAUUGAAUACCAAUUUUUUGAGGACAAAUACAGUGCAAUUAAGUUGAGACCAAAAGAGGGAGAAAUAUAUUUUGAUGUUGUGGCUAUUGUUGAUCCCGCCACUAGAGAAGCACAAAGACUUGCUCCAUUGCUUAUGGUAUUGAACAAACUCAUAAAUAUGAACCUCAGAGUUUUUAUGAACUGUCAAUCCAAACUCUCUGACAUGCCUCUGAAAAGCUUUUAUCGCUACGUUCUGGAGCCAGAAAUUACUUUUACAGCAGAAAAACACCUUAUACCUGGACCAGUUGCCAAAUUCCUGGAUAUGCCUCAAUCACCAUUAUUUACUCUGAAUCUAAAUACUCCAGAGAGCUGGAUGGUGGAGUCAGUAAGAGCAUCAUAUGAUCUUGACAACAUUUAUUUGGAGGAGGUGGAGAGUGUAGUGGCAGCCGAGUACGAAUUAGAACACCUCCUUUUGGAAGGGCACUGCUAUGAUAUCACUACAGGGCAACCUCCCAGAGGUCUUCAGUUCACUCUUGGAACAUCAACAAAUCCUGUUAUUGUUGACACCAUUGUCAUGGCCAAUUUAGGAUAUUUUCAGUUAAAAGCCAAUCCUGGUGCCUGGUUUCUGAGGCUCAGAAAUGGAAGGUCUGAUGAUAUUUACAAAAUUUACAGUCAUGAUGAGACAGAUUCUCCUCCAGACGCCAGUGAUGUUGUCGUUGUUAUCAACAAUUUUAAAAGCAAAAUUAUUAAAGUGAAGGUUCAAAAGAAGCCAGAUAUGCUAAAUGAAGAUUUACUUAGUGAUGGUACUAAUGAAAAUGAGUCUGGAUUUUGGGAAUCUCUGAAAUGGGGAUUUACAGGAGGCCAGAAGAAAGAAGAAGUGAAACAGGAUAAGGAAGAUGUGAUCAACAUAUUUUCAGUGGCAUCAGGGCAUCUCUAUGAGAGAUUUCUUCGCAUAAUGAUGCUAUCCGUGCUGAAACACACAGAAACUCCAGUGAAGUUCUGGUUUCUGAAGAAUUAUUUAUCACCCACAGUUAAGGAAUUCAUCCCAUAUAUGGCUAAAAAGUACAAUUUCCAGUAUGAGUUUGUCCAGUACAAGUGGCCACGCUGGCUUCACCAGCAAACAGAGAAGCAACGUAUUAUCUGGGGUUACAAAAUUCUUUUUCUGGAUGUGCUUUUCCCCCUCGCUGUUGAUAAAUUCCUUUUUGUGGAUGCUGAUCAGAUUGUGCGUACAGACCUAAAGGAUUUAAGAGAUUUCAACUUGGAUGGAGCACCAUAUGGUUAUACACCUUUCUGUGAAAGCCGCAGAGAGAUGGAUGGCUACCGAUUUUGGAAGUCAGGAUACUGGGCAAGCCACUUGGCUGGAAGAAAAUAUCAUAUUAGUGCUCUUUAUGUUGUAGACCUUAAAAAGUUCAGAAAGAUAGCUGCUGGAGAUCGACUCAGGGGACAGUAUCAAGGACUUAGCCAGGAUCCAAAUAGCCUCUCCAAUCUCGAUCAAGAUUUGCCCAAUAACAUGAUCCAUCAGGUCCCCAUUAAAUCACUACCACAGGAAUGGCUUUGGUGUGAAACGUGGUGUGAUGAUGCUUCAAAGAAGAGAGCAAAGACUAUUGAUCUGUGUAAUAAUCCAAUGACAAAAGAACCCAAGCUGCAGGCAGCAAUGAGGAUUGUCCCUGAAUGGCAGGAUUACGAUCAAGAAAUUAAACAGUUAUAUAAUCAAUUCCAUCAAGAGAAGGAAUCGGGAAUAUUAAUUACAACAAAUGAAACUGAAUCCCAAAGUCAGAAAGACACGCUACUGCAUGGGGAAUUAUGAUCAUGGUGACAUACCGAGUGAGACUAUUUCAUAGACAACUUUUCUAUCAAAUACUAGUUUUUCUUAAUACACUUGCAAAACUGCUGAGUAAAAUGGAAGGUUUGGGUCAUGCAUAUUAAUUGCAAUUCAAUUGAUUCUGACAGAUUGAAUGGGAACUGGAUUAUUUGAAUUAGCUGAACUGUUUUUCUUUGCACCUGUGAGAGAUUGAAGAAUCUACAGAAGGAUAUGGAAAUUGAGUAAAAAAGAAGUGUGGUGAAAAGCCUCAUUUACCAGCUUUUGGUCAAGUCUACCACGCUAUGCCAAUCUAAGUCAAUACGUCUCUACACCUUCCUCAAGAGUCCCGAGAAAGGGUAGCUACCUUGAGGAUAAAAUAUGGAGAAUACACAGGCAUUUCCAUCAUUUCAAGAUGCUGAAGCAGAGAAUGCUCUUUCAGAUUUGCACAGGGAUUUUAAUGAUAUUUUGGACUGAUUAAUGCAGUCAGAAGUCAAAAUGAUUUCUUUUUUAUCAUAGCCUUUGUCCUAAUGAGAAAGCCACAGUUCUUUAUUUAAAUAUAUUACAUUGUGAAUAUCACCCCAGAUAACCCAUAACUGAGCAAAAAUGUCAAAAGCAAUCUACAACUUUUGAAAUAUAUAUUUGCAAAUGUGUAUUUUAAUGAAGCAGACUUUCUGUGGUACUUAACAUCUUUUUCCACUGACAACCUGAAAGGACACUUCUCUCCAAUUUAUUGAAAACUGCAAAAUUAUUAGGGCAUUAAGACUGCUGUAAUUUGUCAUUGUUCACUGAAUGUACUUUUUGUUCAUGCAAAUCUGUGGAAACGUUUUGAUUAUGUAAAUUUGAUACGUUUAUUUUUUUUCCCCCUCAAAAAAAGCGAUGUCAGGUGAAUAAAGCCUUAGAGUUCCUAUAUUUUUUUCUUUAA